This is a messenger RNA of Hemibagrus wyckioides, 2943 nucleotides long. RefSeq names its product casein kinase 1, alpha 1 (gene csnk1a1). Gene Ontology annotation, biological process: peptidyl-serine phosphorylation; signal transduction; negative regulation of canonical Wnt signaling pathway. Lineage: Eukaryota; Metazoa; Chordata; Actinopteri; Siluriformes; Bagridae. Bases 577 to 1674 code for a protein of 365 amino acids. The transcript is spliced from 11 exons. The record is from RefSeq and is a predicted model, not a curated record. Gene Ontology annotation, molecular function: ATP binding; protein serine/threonine kinase activity. Gene Ontology annotation, cellular component: nucleus; cytoplasm.
UUCUUUAGAAAAGAACCAGUUAAUCAGCUUGAGACGAACUGCUGAACAAGAUGGCGGAGUGAGUGGAUUGCGCUUUGGGGGAAAAAGUAGCGACUACUUUUCUUUAGUAUUAUAACAGAUACGGUUCAUUCGUUUAUGUCUGCGUUUCACUGUGAGAUAAGUUUGACCAAAGCAUAAAAUCGCCCCUCUAUUUGAGGUGGUUUAACGAAAGCGUCGAACACAGGGCCGUAUAUAGCGUCCUUCCUAUGUAAGAGGUUAGCUAGGUUGUUUUAGGCGUUUUGACAACGCUGUUGGAGAACUGGUCGAUAAUCUAUAAGAUUUAGAAGAGUACGCUGAGACGAACACCUAUAGAUGACCGUAAUUAUGAAAUAUUCUUCUUCGUGAGUGUCCAGGGACGAUAGAUAGACGACGAGGUUUUGGUUUAACUAGCUAGCAUACUUCGACUGAUCUGAUUCGGACAGGAGAAAAGAACCGAAAGCUAGAUAGCUACUAACAGAUUAAAGAGACGCAGAUAUUCCAUUAUAAAACGCCGCCAUUUUACAACGAUUGAGUAGUUUCUAGGAAGCACAAAAAGUCAUGGCUAGUAGCAGCGGUUCUAAAGCCGAAUUUAUAGUCGGUGGAAAAUACAAGCUUGUCCGGAAAAUUGGAUCAGGAUCAUUUGGAGACAUUUACUUGGCUAUCAACAUUACAAAUGGAGAGGAGGUCGCUGUAAAACUGGAGUCGCAGAAAGCGAGACACCCUCAGCUUCUGUAUGAAAGCAAGCUGUAUAAAAUUCUUCAAGGGGGAGUUGGAAUUCCACACAUCAGGUGGUAUGGCCAAGAAAAAGACUAUAACGUCCUGGUGAUGGAUCUUCUGGGGCCCAGUCUAGAGGACCUCUUUAACUUCUGUUCUCGCAGAUUUACAAUGAAAACAGUUCUUAUGCUUGCCGACCAGAUGAUCAGCAGAAUCGAGUAUGUACACACAAAAAACUUCAUCCACAGAGACAUCAAGCCAGACAACUUUUUAAUGGGCAUUGGCCGUCACUGUAAUAAGUGUUUAGAAUCUCCAGUGGGGAAGAGGAAAAGAAGCUUGGCUGUUAGUUCUUCUCAGGACCCAUCUUUCUCAGGAUUAAACCAGUUGUUCCUCAUUGACUUUGGUCUGGCCAAAAAAUACCGGGACAACAGGACACGACAGCACAUACCCUACAGAGAAGACAAAAACCUCACAGGCACAGCCCGCUAUGCUAGCAUCAAUGCACACUUGGGCAUAGAACAGAGUCGUCGAGAUGACAUGGAAUCUCUAGGCUAUGUGCUGAUGUACUUCAACAGAACCAGCUUGCCCUGGCAGGGACUGAAGGCUGCCACAAAGAAACAGAAAUAUGAGAAGAUUAGUGAGAAAAAGAUGUCUACACCUGUUGAGGUUUUGUGUAAGGGUUUUCCAGCUGAGUUUGCCAUGUACCUGAAUUACUGUCGUGGGCUACGAUUCGAAGAGGCCCCUGAUUACAUGUACCUGCGUCAGCUGUUCCGCAUUCUUUUCAGGACUCUGAAUCACCAGUAUGACUACACAUUUGACUGGACCAUGCUUAAGCAGAAAGCAGCACAACAAGCAGCAUCCACAGGGGGACAGGGGCAACAGGCACAGACCCCCACAGGCAAGCAAACUGACAAACCCAAGAGUAACAUGAAAGGUUUCUAAGCAUUAAGGCAGUUUAAUAAAAGAAGAGAAGAGAGUUCUUAGCAGGAUUUGCCUUCAGAUCACAUCCCAGCAUUUAGAAUCAGAAUCACCACACCAGGCAUUCCUUUUCCUCUUAAAAGAACUAGAUUCCAUAUACUACAUAUGUAAGCAGUAUAUAUAGAUACCAUGCUCUGCAUAUAUCUAUAUAUUGGUAUGUAUAUAGUAUAUCCAUAAAGAGGGCAGGCUUGGUAUGGAAUUUAAAAUUGUAAUCUUUUCUAUCCUCUUUCUGUCCCUGGCUUCCCUUACUUUUCCAGAAUGAUUAUUCUAAAACAGAAAAUAAUUGUUUUUUUGAGGAUGUACCUGUGCAAAACAAAUGUUUGCUCAAGUUCUCUCAUUCAGGAAAACUUUCAGGUUGUUGUCUUACAUCACUGGUUGUCAUGAUCUCAAACUGUCAGACUGAACAGUUUUUCUCCACAAAUUAACAUUAAAUCCUGUUAUGAAAGGAAUCCUGGCUAUUCCUAUGCAGAUAUGUUGUUUUAAAAGAGGAGGAUAACAAGGUUCUGCCUGCUUUGAUGUUUUAGAAGAGCUUCUAAUGUGAAGAUGAAAAAUUCUAGUGACUACUAGAUUUCUCUCUAGAACGCUGCAUUAACAGUUAUUGUAUUUGAUAUUCAGAAAUAUAAAAAUUAAUAAAAGAAUGAACUCCACAGAAGCAUAUUCAUUAUAAAUUAGACAUCACUUCAGUAAACUUAUAUGUUAAGUGCUUAGAGAAAAAAAAUGCAUAAAUGAUCGGAUGGGUUUUUUUUCUCCAUUACAUAAAGACAAAAACUUAUUAGCCACAGUUCUUUUUUUUAUCAGAAAAAUGUUUUGUAGAGCUUUCUUUUGAAUAAAUUGGUUUUAGGGGUAAGGUGAUUUUGUUGCUCCUUGAGGUGAUGCUCAUUCUGUUAGAGAACACCCAUUGAAAUGUGAGCAGCCUUUUUUUUUUUUUUUUUUUUUUUAGUGGUGGUCUUUUGCGCCGUAUUCCUUUUUUCUUUAUUGCAGAAAGUAUAUUGUAGGGUUUCUUUUUGUAUAUGUUUGGGGAAGAUCAGCUUGAAUUUCUGAUUUUAGCCACAAUGCACCAGUAACAUGGUUUUCAGGGUUGUCCCCUACCCCGCAUCCUGCUCCUUUUUUUCUUCACCAACUUCCUCUCCCUUACUCCUGACCAGCUUAAAGUAUUUUAUUGCUGGAUGUUCUAUGAAGUGUAACUUAUUCCCUUUUAGCAUGUCAGAAUAAAUGACUUCUGAGAAACACUGA